Chanos chanos (milkfish) is the source of this 702-nucleotide messenger RNA. Its product is annotated as ladderlectin-like. Bases 98 to 562 code for a protein of 154 amino acids. The record is from RefSeq and is a predicted model, not a curated record. The transcript is spliced from 6 exons. NCBI's taxonomy places the organism in Eukaryota, Metazoa, Chordata, Actinopteri, Gonorynchiformes, Chanidae.
ACGUCAUGAGUGAAGGCGAGAGUGCGCAUAAAGGCAGCGACAUUCUGAGCCUCGAGACCCAUUGAAACUAAAGUUUCUUGCCUUUAAGAGUGCAGCAAUGGCGAUUUUCACCUGGUUCCUCUGUUUUUGCUUUGCCCUGGGAGUUAAAACAGGAGGAAGUGCUGCAGCCUGCGAUGAGGGCUGGGACCAGCAUGAAUCAAAGUGCUACAAAUUCAUCGCAAAUCCAGUAACAUGGUCUGACGCUGAGCUGAGCUGUUUGAAUUCUGGAGGCAAUCUUGCUUCGGUGCACACCUUUGAGGAGUACACCUUCUUGCAGAAAAUAGUCCAAGCAACUGCUGGGAAAAUGGCUGAAGCUUGGAUCGGAGCGCAAGACGCUACACAGGAGAAUGUGUGGCUCUGGAGCGAUGGGUCCAGGUUUGACUACACUUACUGGGCUCCUCGGCAGCCGGACAAUGCCGGCGGGAUUGAAGAUUGUGUGCAGAUGAAUGCACAAGCUACACAUCAAUGGAAUGAUUUGCCGUGUUCUCGGGAGCUUCCCUAUCUGUGUGAGAAAGACUUGUGAAACAGCCCAAAGCUCUCAAAAUGUCUCUCGGUGCAUUAAAAUCUGAUUCCAUUCCAAAAUCAAGCAAACCUCUCAGGCAAAAACAAAUCAGCUUUUGCCUAGAUUAAAGAGGCUUAAUAAAAACCAAAGCAAACCUUUUA